Molecule: messenger RNA, 664 nt
Organism: Ipomoea triloba (trilobed morning glory)
Lineage: Eukaryota; Viridiplantae; Streptophyta; Magnoliopsida; Solanales; Convolvulaceae
Product: macrophage migration inhibitory factor homolog
Exons: 2
Coding region: 65-403 (112 amino acids)
Molecular function (GO): phenylpyruvate tautomerase activity
Source: RefSeq, a predicted model, not a curated record
ACAUUCUUGUCUCCCCAUAAUAACCUUGCUACUCCUACAAAAUAUAUAUAGUUUAAGGAAGAAAAUGCCUUGCCUUGAUAUAUCUACUAAUGUCAACCUUGAGGGAGUGGAUGUUGAUUCAUUCUUCAGAGAAGCCGCCACCGCCGUUGCCAACAUCACCGGAAAACCUGAAAAGUCGGUGAUGGUUGUACUAAAAGGAUCAGCAACCAUAACAUUGAGGGAGAACGAGGAACCAGCUGCUUUAGGUGAGGUUGUAUCCAUAGGAGGCAUCAAUUCAGAGGCUAAGAGUGAGCUCAUUUCUUCAAUUAGUUCAAUUUUGGACAACCAUUUCUCCAUUCCCAGGGCUCGGUUUUUCCUCAAAGUUUAUGAUAACAGUUUGGCUACAAGAUUGUCCAGAAUGUGAGACAAUUUGUUGGUAAUUAUUACCUGUUUUGAUUUGCCAGUUACUAUGUACUGUACAUGAGUAAGGGAAAUCAUGUUACCUAUAUAUGUUCAAGGUUUGAAGCAAACCUAGUGUAAUAAUUGUGUAUGAAUAAUGGCUCUUAUGCUAAAUUAACCAUCUUGUUUGUAUUAACUAGCUAGCAAGCAUGCCAAGUACCUUAUGAUCCGAUGGCAUCACUGUUAUCAUUCCAAACGGAAGGCCCCAAGUUUGAGUCCCACCCCA